CCCCGGUCAUUCGUCCUUCAUAACUCAUACAGUCGAAUCGCACUGUCUGUCGUCCGCAAAUCAUCCUCAUAUUUUCACCUGGACGAUAAGAAAGGAAAAAAGAGCCAGUUUAGCGCGGCCAACGGAACAGGAGCUGCAGAAUGUGGUCCCCGAGAGGCAAGGAAAGCGGCCGGCUGCUGUUGGUGCUGGUGCUGUGCAGUUUCGGCAUUCUAGUGCUGACGGAGUUGCCCCGACCGCGGGGGGUGUCCAUUUCGAGGGCCAGUCUCUAUCCGGCCGGAGGAGGUAAGUUUGUUUGCCUGGACGGCAAGCGGACAAUCCGAUGGGAGCAGGUGAACGACGACUACUGUGAUUGCGCGGACGGAAGUGACGAGCCGGGAACGGCGGCCUGUCCGAACGGUGUGUUCCACUGUACCAACGCCGGUUACAAGCCGCUCAAUCUGCCGAGCAGUAGGGUCAACGAUGGCAUCUGUGACUGCUGUGACGCGUCGGAUGAGUACGCCUCGGCGGCCAGUUGCGUCAACACCUGUUCCGAGCUGGGCAAAGAGGACCGGCUGCGGGAGAAACAACGGACGGAGAUGGCCAAAAUGGGACAGCAGAUGCGGGCCGAGAUGAGUCAACGCGGCAAGUCCCUGAAGGAGGAGCAAAGGCUUCGAUUUGCCGAGCUGGAGAAGAGCAAGGUCGAAGCGGAAGCGAUUCGCGAUGAGAAGGCGUCGAUUAAGUCGGACGCUGAAGCGCUGGAGAGUGUCGCCUUGAAGGUGUAUCGUGACCGCGAGGAGGACGCCCGGCGUGUCAAGCAGGAACAAGAAGCGAUGAGCAACCGCGAGGAGGCCGAAGAAACGUUCCGGAAGUACGACUCGAACCAGAACCAACUGUUGGAGAUUGUAGAACUUCAGACGCGCAUCGUGUUCGACCGUAACCGAGACGGCGCAGUUACCGUCGAAGAAGCCAAGUACUUUUUGGACGAGCACGAUCAGGUCGACCUGGAGACGUUCAUUUCGCUGUGCUGGCCAAAAAUCAAACCAUUUUUGAUGAUGGAUUCGGGACUGUUCAAACCACCGAGUGACGUCGACGAGCUUAACCAGGAAGAGGCCGAGCUGCAGAAUGACGAAGAUGACCGCCGUUACGAACUGGAUUCCAGCGAACCUGCCCACCAUUACAACGAAGAAGAAGAAGGCACCGAGCUUGAGCACGAAGAAGAGGAAGACGAUGAAGGGCUGGACGAGCCGGAAGUUGGCGAAGGCCAGGUCCAAACAGAGCAACCCGAAGAAGCACCCAAGGUCGAGUACGAUCCAGACACGGCCGAACUGAUCCGCAAGGCUAACGAAGCCCGUAACCACCACUCCGAAGCGGAUCGCCACGUGCGCGAAAUAGACCAGGAAAUGCGCAACAUCGAGGAUGCCCUCAACAAGGACUACGGUCGCGAUGAGGAGUUUGCUCCGCUCAAUGGCGAAUGCAUCAACUACGAGGACCGUGAGUACGUCUACAAGCUGUGUCCGUUCGACAAGGCCAUCCAGCAGCCCAAAAACGGCGGCUCCGAAACGAGACUCGGCACCUGGGACCGGUGGGAGAACGCCGACUACACUGCCAUGCGCUACUCAAACGGGGCCACCUGCUGGAACGGUCCGGCGCGUUCCGUUCUGGUGCACCUCGAGUGUGGCCUCGACAGCCGUAUUCUGUCCGUAUCGGAACCGAAUCGCUGCGAGUACGAGUACCGCGUUCAAACGCCCGCCUCGUGCAACCUCAACGCCGACGCCGGCAAGGAUCAGCAGCACGACGAGCUGUAGAAAAGUUGCGAGAGGGCGGAGAACGUUCUUAGUGAAAAAAAUAAUAACCGAAUAUUUGUAGCGCUGCAUUUGUCUCAGUUUAAAUUCAUCAAACGAAAAUAAAAACAACACGGCAACGUCUGUAAUUUGUCUCAGGAAAGUGAAAGUAAGAUUGCAAGAGCGAAGGAGAAGAGAUCAACAAAUCAUUGUGACCGGAUGCAUUGCCAACCGCAAAAAAUAGUAAAUUUGUUUGGAUACACACAUUCCUAUUUCGUUUUUAACCGAUGUAGAGCAAAGCUUUAGAAUAAAAAAAAAUGCGGCACCGAUCGUUGCGGAAAUAAGAAAAAUAAAGUUUGUAGUAGAAGAAAACAACAACAACACGAUUUGCAAGACAAAAAUUUUACAGUACUGAUAUUGAUUACUUUUCCGAUGUGUUUUAUGUCUGGAGUGAUUGAAUAAAAUCGACAAUUCUAUCGAAUAAA
Molecule: messenger RNA, 2245 nt
Organism: Culex pipiens pallens (northern house mosquito)
Lineage: Eukaryota; Metazoa; Arthropoda; Insecta; Diptera; Culicidae
Gene: GCS2beta
Product: glucosidase 2 subunit beta
Exons: 2
Coding region: 141-1784 (547 amino acids)
Biological process (GO): N-glycan processing
Cellular component (GO): glucosidase II complex
Molecular function (GO): protein binding
Source: RefSeq, a predicted model, not a curated record